Striga hermonthica is the source of this 258-nucleotide messenger RNA. The record is from the annotation of a GenBank genome assembly. NCBI's taxonomy places the organism in Eukaryota, Viridiplantae, Streptophyta, Magnoliopsida, Lamiales, Orobanchaceae.
AUGAGCUAUCUGCUCGGUUACCUCUGCUCGGUUAUCCCUAAAUUCACCGUUAUGCUUAACUCGGUUCAUGCAUCCAGCUGGUCGUGCCCGGUUUUACCGAGCUUGUUAUCCAUGCUACAUCAGAUUCUCGGUGGGACGUACGCCAGCAAGGACUUGAAGGUGAUGCGCAUUACGCCACGUCAUCUACAGCUGGCGUUACAUGGGGAUGAGGAGCUCGACACUCUCAUAAAAAGGGAACAGUUGCAGGAGGUGGCGUAA